Cololabis saira (Pacific saury) is the source of this 4573-nucleotide messenger RNA. It is a transcript of the gene vps8, whose product is annotated as VPS8 subunit of CORVET complex. The transcript is spliced from 45 exons. Gene Ontology annotation, molecular function: protein binding. Gene Ontology annotation, cellular component: late endosome; CORVET complex; HOPS complex. Bases 47 to 4228 code for a protein of 1393 amino acids. NCBI's taxonomy places the organism in Eukaryota, Metazoa, Chordata, Actinopteri, Beloniformes, Belonidae. The record is from RefSeq and is a predicted model, not a curated record. Gene Ontology annotation, biological process: vesicle-mediated transport; endosomal vesicle fusion; protein targeting to vacuole.
AAGAAGAGCGAAGAAGAGCCAGACCGGGAGGACCAGGGAGGACCAGAUGGACAUGUCUCGGUCUCCGGACGCGGGGACACUCCUGGGUGCCUCUGCUCAGCUUAACGUGAUGGACAUGGACUCGAUCGAUGAUAAGGAGUUUGACAUUCCUCAGGUGGACACCCCUCCCACCCUGGAAAGCAUCCUCAGUCAGGUGGAGGAUGAAGAGGAUGCAUUUGUUCUGGAGGACACCUGUGUCAUGAACACAGACAACAUGGAUACUCACUCCUGGGACACGUCCUCCCUCGCCAGCUCUGACAGCGGAGACCCGGCACACCUGAAACGGAAGAGGAAGACGCUGGAUCUGAACACCGGUGUCCACGGCUCGGUGCUCAGGCUGAGUCUGCUAAAAGGCAUCUCUGCACAGAUCGUAGCUGCUGCUGACAAAGUGGAUGCUGGACUUCCAACUGCAAUCACAAUGGGCGGCGUGAUCGCUGUGGGAACGUCUCAUGGUCUGGCUCUGGUCUUUGAUACCAACCAGGCUCUCCGGCUGUGCCUGGGAACCAAGAGCACUGGAGCCGAGUUCGGAGCCAUAUCUGCCAUCAGCAUCAACCAUGACUGCACACGGCUGCUCUGUGGUUUUGCUAAAGGACAGAUUACGAUGUGGGAUCUUGCCAAUGGGAAGCUUCUGAGAACCAUCACUGAUGCUCAUCCUCCAGGAACAGCUAUCCUGCACGUUAAGUUCACAGAUGACCCAACUCUGGCUGUGUGCAACGACAGUGGAGGGUCUGUGUUCGAACUGGCUUUCAGGAGGGUGAUGGGAAUGAGGUCAUGUGACUCGCGGUGUCUCUUCAGUGGCUCUAAAGGGGAGGUGUGCUGCGUGGAACCUCUCCGAGCUCCCCCAGACUUCAGAGACCAUCCCAUCACUCAGUACUGUCUGCUGGCUAUGGCCUCUCUGACCAAGAUUCUUGUCAUUGGUCUGAAGCCCCAGCUGAACGUUUGGAUGACAUUUCCUUACAGCAAGUCUGAUGCAUCCAGUAUUCCUCAGCUGGCCUGGCAGUUUGUUCCUGUUCAGAAGACUGUCAACCCCAUCCUGGCCUUCUCUAAAGGAGAUACUGUCCACUUCCUUCUGGUCAAGAAAGAGGAGAUGGGAACCAUCCACGUGAUCAAACAGAGACACCUCCACCUCAGUUGUGACAUCAUCAGCCUCAACUGGAUCAACGGUCGGACCCUGGUCCUGGUUGACAGCCAUGAGAAACUCCAGGUGGUAGACCGGCCCACGCAGGAGAUCCUGGAGACCCAGGACCUGGAGCAGGUGCAGCUGGUCUACAACAGCAGACACUUCAAAUCGCUGGCCACUGGAGGGAACGUCUCCCAGGCCCUGGCCUUGGUGGGAGAAAAGGCCUGCUACCAGUCAGUGUCCAGUUACGCAGGGCAGAUUCUGUGUUUGGGCACAAAGUCGGCUCACAUCAUGGCUCUAAGGACCUGGAAAGAGCGCAUAGACUUCCUCCUGAAGAAGGAGCACUUUGUUGAAGCGCUGUCUCUGGCCUGGUCCUUCCAUGAGGGCACAGCCAAGGCUGUGGUUGGUCUGCAAGGAGAUCCACAGAAAAGGAAAGGAGUUGUUGUUAAUAAGAUGGUGGAGACUCUCCUCCAGUUUACAGAGUACGCUCUGAAGAAGUGUCCAGAGCACGGCAAGAUUCAGCUGAUGGAGCAACACUUCCAGGAUGUGGUUCCAGUCCUGGUGGAUUACUGCCUACUGCUGCAGAAAGUUGACCUGCUCUUCAACCAGCUUUACGUCCACCUGCUGGAGAAUGCCGUUGCUAAGGGCGUCUUCCUGGAGUCUCUGGAGCCUUAUAUUAUCACCUACCGCCUGGGCCAUUUACCCACCCCCGUCAUCAGGGACCUUCUGUCACAUUACCAUGACAACGGGAUGAUGGACAGCCUGGAGAGGUGCAUCGUCCAUUUAGAUGUGACCAGCCUGGAUAUCCAACAGGUGGUCCAGAUGUGUUGGCAGAACCAGCUGUAUGAUGCUAUGAUAUACGUCUUCAAUCGUGGUAUGAAUGACUACAUCACUCCAAUGGAGAAACUGUUUGCUGUGAUUAGUCCUGGAGUGAAGGAGGGGAGGAGCCUCACAGACAAGGAUGUGGUGAUGGGGAACAAACUGCUGGUGUACAUCAGCUGCUGUCUUGCAGGAAGAGCUUAUCCACUUGGAGACAUCCCUGAAGAUCUCGUCGUUCAGGUCAAGAACCAGGUGUUUGAGUUUCUGAUCCGCCUCCACUCCGGUGACUCUUCAGAGGAGGAGGAAGUUUUCCCCUUCAUUCAUACACUCCUUCACUUCGAUACCCGCGAGUUUCUCAACGUGCUGGCCAUGACGUUUGAUGACUUUAAGAAUGACAAGCAGGCUCUUGAAUACCAGCAGAGAAUAGUGGACAUUUUACUCCAGGUGAUGGUGGACAGCCCAGACUUUACUCCGUCCCAGGUGGGCGGGCUCUUCACCUUUUUGGCUCGCCAGUUGGCCAAGAGAAACAACACACUUUUUGUGAACCGGAAGCUAUUUGACCAGGUGCUGGAGUUCCUCUGCUGUCCUGAUGAUGAUGCUCGACACGCUGAACGACAGCAGGUCCUGCUGGAGCUGCUGCAGGUGGGCGGUGUGGUCCAGUUUGAUGAAGAACGCCUGCUGGCUUUGGCAGAGAAAGCCAAGUUCUACCAGAUCUGUGAAGUCCUUUUUGAGAAGAAACACUUGUAUGACAGUAUUGUUGACUGCUACCUGAAAGACCCGCUCCGAAAGCGGGAGGUUUUCAACUACAUUCAUGAUCUUCUGACCACGCCAGGCUGUAGUUCGGAGGAGAAACACAAAGUGAAGCACAAAGUUCUCCAGCACGUUCAGGACCUGGUGAGCAUGGAUCCCAGGAAAUCAGCUGAUCUGAUACAGUGUCAUUUCAAAGACGAGGUUCCGGUCAUCAUCUCUGAGAUUCAGGACGACCAGAUUCUCUUCAGAUUCCUCAGCUGUCUUUUGGAGCCGCGGGAAGGAUUCAGCUCAUGCUCGGUUGACCAGGAGAUCCAUGAGCUUCUGCUGGACUUACUGUGUCGCUUCGACCCCCAGCAGCUCUUGAACUUCCUCCACACCUCCCAGCAUUACAGAUUGGAGGAGGCCAUACAGAUAGCAGAGAAGUACCACUGUAAUGAGGCCACCGCCUACUUGUUGGAGAAGAAGGGAGACAUUCAUGGAGCCUUUGCCCAACUGCUGCAGAUCCUGAAAGAAAGACUGCAUGUCCUCACGUCUGAAGGUGAAGAACCAGCUGAAAGACGAGGGGAGGAAGAUGGAGAUCCAGCACGGACUCGACUCCAGGACUGUCUGAAGAACAUUAUUUCUUUUUGUAAUCGCACCUGCCAGAACCUGGACCAACAGCAGAGGAAGGAACUAUGGUUUCCACUUCUGGACACCAUGAUGGUUUCUCAGAAAGAAAUGAAGGAGCCCAGACACAGCUCAGAGGGACUAAAGAAGAUGACUCUGGAGGUUCUUAACAGUAUGAGUAUCUUCAUUUCUCUUCCUGCCAUCAUCCAACAAAUCCUACAGGACCCCCUUUAUGGAAAAGGAAAGCUGGCAGAGAUUCAAGGCCUCAUCCUGGGAAUGCUGGACACAUUCAGCUAUGAACAGACUUUACUUGAAACUACCACGAGUCUGCUGAACCAUGACCUCCAUUGGUCUCUGGCACACCUUCGCUCUGCCGUCAGAAGAGGGCUCCACCCGCGGCAGGACUUCUGCAACAUCUGCCUGCAGAACUACAAGAGGAGGCAGGAUUUAUCUGAGCAGAUCGUCGUCUUCAGCUGUGGCCACCUGUACCACGUGCAGUGCCUGCAGCAGAAGGAGUGUGGGUGGGGCGCUGCGUCCGAGCUGCUGCAGCAGUGGAGGUGCUACAAGUGUUCCAGCCACGGAGGAAAGGGCCGCCCUACAGAACCAAACAGAGCACGCACCACAUCUCUGGCUCAGAGUCGCAUCACAUCAACACAUGACUCAAUUCCAGUGUCUCAUGGGAAGAAGGUCGCUACUGUAGUUUCACUGGACCUUCAGCAAGAACUGUCCUGGGAUGAGACGCGCUCGUUAUACCGAGGACCGUCCAGGCUGUCCAUCCUCUCAGAACUGUCCCAGGGUCAGACGGGUGAGCCUGCAGGACGACCGUUCCCCGUCCAGCCGGUCCCAGACAGCUGCUACCUGAAGCUCUGUCCGCCGCCGCUACUGGAAGAAUAGCAUCCUCAUGUUUUCACUUCCACGUUCCCUCCAGUUUCAUGAGACAUCAGUGCCAGCGUUGAUCACCCACUGCUUCUUGACACCCGUGUGAGACUUUGUCCCGUUCUUUUAUCCGUUGUCCCAGCUGGCUGAACCGUCUGAAGGUUCAUUCCUCCUCGUCGUCAGGAUACGUUGGCACAGCUUCAGAUUUAAGCUAUAACAGAUACUUUUCAUACAUUUUCAGCUUCAUCCCCUUCACGAGGAAUGAAGGGAUCAUUUUGUUUGAUAUGCUCAAAUUUAAAUUAACUUGGCAUCUUUUUAAACGACAUAUCUGUACUUUUGAUCUGACUACAAAUAAAUGAAUAA